AGCCUCCCCUACAAAAGCAGACAGGUUCUUGUUUUCGGUUUUCACGUCAACAAGAUGUGGUUUGGAAUUGCAGUGGCGUUGUUUGUUGUUUUCUUAAUCAUCUUAUAUCUUGCUUCUCCUCUCAUUGCACCAAAACCGUUGGAACUAAUUAAAGAACAUGUUCUGAUAACUGGGGGAUCAAGUGGAAUUGGAAAAGCUUUGGCAAUUGAGGUGGCAAAGCGAGGAGCCAACAUAUCUCUCCUAGCACGCAACCAAAUAAAGUUGCAAGAAGCCAAAGAAGAAGUUGAAAAGUAUCUUCAGGACAAAUCUAAUCAGCGGAUCAUCUGCAUAUCAGCUGAUUUAUCCAAAGAUGCUGCAACUGUGGAGAAAGCAGUGCGACAGGCAGAGGAACAGCUUGGAACCGUCCACUUGCUGGUCAACUGUGCAGGCACGUCCAUCAGUGGGUCAUUUGAAGACACCUCAGUGGAGGAGUUCAAGAGGAUGAUUGAUAUCAACUACAUGGGUAGCGUAUAUGCCACCAAGGCUGUUGUCCCCGGGAUGAAGCGGCGUCAGAAAGGUCGUAUUGUGUUUGUGUCAUCACAAGCUGGGCAGAUUGGACUCUUCGGGUUCACAGCAUACUCUGCCUCCAAGUAUGCACUGAGAGGACUGGCAGAGUCACUACAUAUGGAGUUAAAGCCCUACAAUGUGUAUGUAACACUCGCCUUCCCAGCUGACACAGACACACCAGGAUUUGCAGAGGAACAGAAAUCUAAGCCUGCCGAAACACGAUUGAUAUCAGAAACUGCCGGUCUCUUCCAGCCAACAGAUGUUGCCCAAACAGUCAUUAAGGAUGCGAUUCAAGGUCGUUUCUUCAGCUACAUGGGUUUGGAUGGCUACAUGCUGGCCAACUUGACCUGUGGGAUGUCCCCAGUCACAUCCAUCAUGGCAGCAACACAGCAGGUAGCAACAAUGGGUUUGUUCCGUGUCAUCUCACUGUUCUAUCUAGACUAUUUCGACCGAAUCUGUCGUAAGUGUAAGUCUGAGAGGGAGGACAAAGCUGGCGAGGAGAAGAAGACAAGUUGAUACAGACAUAGCUACUUGGAUAUCACUAUGUCUGACUUACAUAACACCUCCAUUGCACACAAGCUGAUACAGACACAGCUUCUUGGAUAUCACUAUGAAAUUUACUUAUGUCUUGUCCCUGCACUUACAAAGCCUCUUUUAGAUGGGCAUUUUGAUUUUGGAAUGAAGAAAAUCAACCACUGACAUUCUGAACUUUGAUUACCAGAACAGAAAUAUAAGUUACAUGUAACAUGAUAUCUACAAUAUAGUGUUACAGAUUGAUUCAAAUAGCCAUUUAUUUCACCCCCCAUGAAUCACAACGUAACUUAUGUGCAUCUAUUUUAAAGUUGUAUGAGUAUUGGAAGGCAUAUUUUGCUUCCAGUAAAACACUGAUGAGAGCCAAACAACUCGUCUUACAUCUGCUUCAUACUAUUGAAUCAUGCGCCAUGUGUUCCAGAUUAACUUGUCCUAACUACUUGAAAAUAUGGGAGAAAAUGUCACUGUUCUAUCUUCCUCAAUGUCCCUCCAGGAAGCUUACCAGCAGUGGUAAUAGGUGAACUCAUCAUGAGAAUCCUCACAAUAUCAAGGGUUGCCUUGGAAAACAGAAAAAUGACAACUAAAUCCCUUAGAUAUUUCUUUAACAAACUUGCAUUCGUAUUUGAAUCUUUUUAGAGAAACUUAAUAUAUUAUGUAACGCAAAUAUAUUUCUACAAUUAGCCACCAUAGGAAGCAUUCCUAAUGGAUAUCCAUCAAAUGUAUUGUCUCCUGAUUGCCUUGACUCAUUGAUGUUAACAUCAUUAUUUCUUACACAUUUAGAAAAUGGUUGUAUUAGAUUCCAUAGAUAAUGCAUGUAUUAAUGCUUGACCAUGCAGUGUAUAUUGUACUUGAUAAUGGUCCUCUUCUGGGUGGGUUAUGUAAUUAUCUUGACUAUUGCUUGACUCAUAUAUUUUUGUACACUUUCUGGAAUAAACAGAUCUCUUUUGAUUGUUA
Messenger RNA from Haliotis rufescens (red abalone), 2031 nucleotides. RefSeq names its product 3-ketodihydrosphingosine reductase-like. Gene Ontology annotation, molecular function: 3-dehydrosphinganine reductase activity. Lineage: Eukaryota; Metazoa; Mollusca; Gastropoda; Lepetellida; Haliotidae. The record is from RefSeq and is a predicted model, not a curated record. The transcript is spliced from 10 exons. Gene Ontology annotation, biological process: sphingolipid biosynthetic process. Gene Ontology annotation, cellular component: endoplasmic reticulum membrane. The coding region runs from base 55 to 1062 and encodes 335 amino acids.